This is a messenger RNA of Lingula anatina, 1611 nucleotides long. RefSeq names its product proton-coupled zinc antiporter SLC30A2. Gene Ontology annotation, biological process: zinc ion transmembrane transport; response to zinc ion. Lineage: Eukaryota; Metazoa; Brachiopoda; Lingulata; Lingulida; Lingulidae. Gene Ontology annotation, cellular component: plasma membrane. Gene Ontology annotation, molecular function: zinc ion transmembrane transporter activity. The record is from RefSeq and is a predicted model, not a curated record.
UUCACUUUGGCACGAGGGUAAACAAGCGAUGAACUUGAAGUGAGGCUUAUAAUUAAAAAAACUUUCGGUUUGCUCGCCCAAAAUGCCGGAACGCGGCUCACCGAGGCUAGGAAGACCCCGGCCAGGGUCCCGACACCGCUGUGCGUCCAUGUCUCUUAUCCACGAUGAGUCGGAAGCGGCGAACGAAGGCACCCCACUGUUGCUCGGUACCUCCGUCCCACAGCCAGGGAAUCCUGUCGCCCGACUUCUGGCCGAGGCAGGCUCAAGGAACUAUGGGGCGCCGUACCAGCAAAUUCCUACAGAGCCAGAGAUGCCUCCUCAGGCCAAGGGAAGCCACUGCCAUAACAAGUUCAGAACGGCCAAUGAGGUGGAUCGUAGGGCGCGAAGAAAGCUAAUUAUGGCAAGCGUGCUGUGUCUCGCUUUUACCAUUGGAGAAGUUGUGGGUGGCGCUCUAGCUGGUAGUCUUGCUAUCAUGACUGACGCCUCCCACAUGAUGACGGACUUCGCCAGCUUCAUGAUCAGUUUGUUUGCGUUGUACAUUUCAUCUCGUCCUGCGACCAAAAAGAUGAGUUUCGGAUGGUAUAGAGCAGAGGUGAUGGGGGCUGUUGUAUCAGUGCUGAUGAUAUGGAUAGUAACAGGAGUACUGGUAUACCUGGCCAUUCAGAGGUGUAUCCAUGAGGACUACGAUAUAGAUGCCAAGGUCAUGUUGAUCACAGCAGGAGUGGGCGUGGCAGUCAACUUGAUUCUGGGAUUAACACUAGGUGGACAUGGACACAGUCAUGGCGGCAUGUCACACUCGCACUCUUCCACGGAAUCCUUGUCACAUGUGCACACCAACCAUAGCCAUAGCAUCAAUGAUGGUGACUCGGAGUCUGAUUUGUCCAACUCGCCAGUUGAAUAUAGGAGUCAACACAGUCACACACAUGAUGAAAAUAUUAACGUCAGAGCAGCAUUUAUACAUGUCCUCGGAGACCUUCUGCAGAGCAUUGGUGUUUUGAUAGCUUCUUAUAUUAUAUAUUUUAAGCCUGAAUGGAAGAUAGCAGAUCCCAUUUGCACUUUCCUGUUUUCAGUUCUGGUUUUGUUCACUACUAUAUCAGUGAUGAAAGAUGCAGUGUAUGUUUUAAUGGAAGCAACUCCAAGAAAUAUUGACUUCAAGGCUGUAAAGCAGAGUUUUCUAGAAAUCCCCGGAGCCAGGGAGGUGCAUAAUCUACGAAUAUGGUCCCUAACUACAUCAAAGCUUGCCCUAGCAGUUCAUAUAGCUAUAGAUUUAAAACAAACUGACUAUGAGACUGUCCUGCGUCAGUCAUCAUUGCUGAUACAGCAGAUGGGCAUACAGGAGCCCACGGUACAGGUGGAGGCGUACCAAGACGACAUGGACGACUGCUCGCAGUGUCAAGACCCUGACUCUGACUAAACUUAGCUUAAAUGACACACAUUUUUUUGGUUUCAUCAAGUUUUUUGAUGAGAUCCAGACAGACUGAAGUGAACUCGGAUUAGAUGACAUGCAUUUUCUUUGGAUUGAUCAAAAUUUUAUUAGGCAACAUCAUGACUCUAAUGGAACUCAGUUGGCACAAGAGAAUGACCCGUGCAAUUUUUUUUUUUUUUUUUUUG